Molecule: messenger RNA, 291 nt
Organism: Alternaria viburni
Lineage: Eukaryota; Fungi; Ascomycota; Dothideomycetes; Pleosporales; Pleosporaceae
Exons: 7
Coding region: 1-291 (96 amino acids)
Biological process (GO): microtubule-based process; cilium assembly
Cellular component (GO): cytoplasmic dynein complex
Molecular function (GO): dynein intermediate chain binding; dynein light intermediate chain binding
Source: RefSeq, a predicted model, not a curated record
AUGGCCAGCGACAAGUCAGAUGCCCACAAGCAGGAUGCUCAAAUCAAGUCUGCAGACAUGAGCGACGAGAUGCAACAAGAGGCCAUUGAAGUCGCACAAACGGCUAUGGAGCAGUUCACUAUCGAGAAGGACAUUGCCCAGUACAUCAAGAAGGAGUUCGACAGUCGGAAGGGUGCUACAUGGCACUGCAUCGUCGGCCGCAACUUUGGAAGCUUUGUCACGCAUGAGACGAAGCAUUUCAUCUACUUCUACCUCGGACACUGUGCUAUCUUGCUCUUCAAGACUCAGUAG